AUGAAUAUUUGCACGAUAUUCAAACAAACUAUGACCAUCAGUACUUUUAUUAUCAUCAGUUAAAGCUCCGUUCAAAGCAAAGCUCCGUUCACUUUGCUUGUUAUUGUACUUAACUUUACUGUAUAUAUCUUUCUUGAGGCAAGGACCAAGUCUAAAUACAUCGGGACUUCAAUUGACUCUACAAGUUAAGUUAUAUGACGCAGUCGUUGCGAGAGAGGGAUCUUCGAGGCUGAACAGACCACUCGUAAAGUUUGUCAAGCAUGGCGGUCUAUGUUUGGCUAUUUCUCUGGAUAGACUGAUCCUCGUACGCUGUGGCGACAUGUCUUCUAAUCCUGGACCGCAUCAGAAAACCUUGAGUUGCCUUAUGCAAAAUGUCAGAAGUUUAAAGGCCUUUCAAUUAGUUGAUGGAUCUUCAUACGAAUCUAAACUUGGUAUCCUGCGUAACAUAGCGUAUGGAUAUGAUCUCGAUGUUAUUUGUUUGACGGAAACCUGGUUGAAUGAAGCAAUUACUGAUCAUGAGAUUCUUCCUACGGCUUACAACAUCUACAGACGCGAUCGUGUUGGUUGAACCGGUGGUGGCGUUAUGACUGCGAUCAAAAGCUCACUUUCUUCAUUUCAACUUAAAGUACCGUCCGACUUCUCAAGCUUGGAGAUGGUUGUUGUCGAAAUUAAUAACUUCAAAUACGACCGCAGCAUUUUAUUAAUUAAUUGUUAUCGUCCUCCAAACAACGAUCAGUUUGUUGGUCAUUUCUCUGAUUUUAUGAAGUCCUUGGUGUUCGGUCGCUACUACUCUGUUAUUGCUUGAGGGGAUUUAGGGUAUUGUUGGUAGUAUUGUUCUUUUGCGUCUUUACUGCUCUUUAGUGCGCUCUCAUUUUUGUUUUUGCUCUCAGUUAUGAGCCCCCCAGUCAAGUACCAGCAAUUUAAUCCUUGUUGAAAACAUACGAAGGAGAGCUACUCGUUUAAUCAAGCUUAAGUUAUUACCGCUAAGUUACUAGUUAGAAUAUCUUGACUUAGUUUUCUUUUUUAAGUGCCUUCAUGGGCUUAUAGAUUUCACUCGUGAAUUUAGUUAUUGUUUUUCUUUUCUAAAGGACAACACGCGCCGUGCUUCAUCAGGGCUGCACUUAAAGUUAAAUGCCUGUCGUACGUCUUCCUUUGGAGACUUUUACUUCAACAGAAUAACUUUGAUGCGGAACAGUUUACUUCAAAAUAUCAAGGAUUCAGACACUAUAGGCUCUUUUAAAAGUAAACUCAAGUCGUUUUAUUUUGCUAGACUGUUGAAUGCUUUUGAUGGUGACAAUUUUCGUUCUUUUAUUUAUUUCAAUUAUUUGAAUUGUAGUUUAGUCGGAUCAGGGAAGGGAUCUCUUUCCGGGAUAUUUUUUACGGGGCUGGGUGUGGGUGUAUUAACCAAGUAGGGGACUUAUGUCCUAUUGUUACGCACCUGUACUUGUGCUUGUACGAAUCCAUUAAAUAAAAUAAAUAAAAUAGUACUUUCAUAGCUUUAAAACGAACGAAAGUCCUCACAAUUUAAAUAUUGCUCUAUGUUUAAUUUCUAGAGAGGUUGUUUUUGCAAAUUGUGGCCCCUCGUAUACUUCCUGGAGAUCCGGAUUUGCAAACACGUACUAGCUUUGAUGUGAAAGGUGUACAAUUACACUCUUUAUAACUGUAAAAGUGUCACAGAACUGCAACUUGAGGCAGAUGAAUACCGUUCAGCAACAUGCACCUCAACCAUGCAGAGAUGGCAUCAACCACGUGUUGAAGGUACUACAUCCUGCCUUAUAUCGUGGAAGGGUCUGUUUACAAAACACAACUACAUUCCAUUACAUACUUUAUAA
Pocillopora meandrina is the source of this 1832-nucleotide messenger RNA. The record is from the annotation of a GenBank genome assembly. Lineage: Eukaryota; Metazoa; Cnidaria; Anthozoa; Scleractinia; Pocilloporidae.